Drosophila serrata is the source of this 626-nucleotide messenger RNA. RefSeq names its product kinetochore Mis12-Ndc80 network component 2 (gene Kmn2). Lineage: Eukaryota; Metazoa; Arthropoda; Insecta; Diptera; Drosophilidae. The record is from RefSeq and is a predicted model, not a curated record.
CGAAGUAAACGGGCUUCCACUGUAUUGUUUCAGUACACGCGUUGUUCAACACUACUUCAAAACAAAAAGCGACGCCAUGGCAGAUUUAUCGCUACAGCAAGUGCUCGAGCUGCGCGACAUCCUGCAAUCCUUCAACAGUCACAAAGAUACCUACAUGGACCUGUAUCGGAAAAUCGUAAAGAAACACUACACAACAGAACUAAACAACUUGAUCCAAAGCGAAUUCAACAUUCUAGAUGCAGAAUUAAACGUUCCCAAAAUACCGCCGCUCUCCGUUGACCCAGAAGAUUACUCACCCAUGUUUCACCUCAGCAAAUUGGAGGAAAUCUACGAGGCCACCAAGGAAAACUUGUCUUGGUUGUAGGACUGUUCCGAUCGAUCCUUGGUACUAUUCAGCCAGUAACUGUGUAGGACCCGAUGAGUGUGCUGGAGGCACUCGAACGAUGGGGAUUGGCUCUGGAAGAUGAAAUAUUUAUUAGUUUAAAUCAAAAUAUAUACGAAAGGAAGGAAAUUACAUUGAAUAAUGGUAUAACGGGUCGCUUCUUAAACAGACUUCCUUUCGUUCGUAAAAUCAACAUGUACUUCACAUCCAACUGAAAAGAGAUGGCACCUUUUUAAAAUCCGUA